Messenger RNA from Symphalangus syndactylus (siamang), 2369 nucleotides. RefSeq names its product RWD domain containing 2B (gene RWDD2B). NCBI's taxonomy places the organism in Eukaryota, Metazoa, Chordata, Mammalia, Primates, Hylobatidae. The record is from RefSeq and is a predicted model, not a curated record. Gene Ontology annotation, molecular function: protein binding.
GGGGCCUUCAAGAAGAGAACGAAGUUGGGGCGGAAAACAGGGGCUCUCCCAGCGCAGGAAGCCAGGCGAGCGACGACUGCCAGGCAGUAGGACCAGAACUCACCCACGGCGACAGAGCCCAUAACUGCAUCCCCUCAUGGGCCUUUGGGCUGGGCAGCCAGCUCCGUCUUCCUCCUGGUGACGAAUUGAGAGCGACGGAGUCGAAGCCAGAGUGACCCCUGGAAAGCAACAAUUUCCGGAAUGCGGCAUUAUGGGAAGUGGCUAGGCCACCACCACCACCACCACCACCACCCCACCCCCACCUCCCGGGACCAUCGGGUCUGACGCUAGUAAAUCUGCGCCUGCGUGCGGCUUGCGACGGAUGUUCGGGCUUAGGUGUUUGGUUGUCAAUGGGUUUUCUGGACUCUGACAUAACCAUGAAGUUAUAUAAAUGCUUCUGAAGUGUGGGCAUCCGGUGGUGGUCUGAGCCUUGGAGUUUCCUAGAUGGUUGUUACCUUUCUGGAAGACAUGACAUUUGGAGGCCAAGGGGGGAACGCUUAAAUUUGUUUCCCUAAUUCUAUCCUGUCGACUUCUAAAACUGAUCACCAUGUCUCUACAAAAGCUUGCUGCCCAGGCUGGUCUCAAACUCCUGACCUCAAGUGAUACUCCAGCCUCAGCCUCCCAAAGCACUAGGAUUCCAGGUCGCCAGCUGAGGCGGUUUGUAAGUUUUGGGUCGCAGUAUGCCAGAAUUUUGAGGCUCCCUUCCGAUGAAAAUUGAGCUGUCGGUGCAGCCAUGGAACCCGGGUUACAGCAGUGAGGGGGCCACGGCUCAAGAAACUUACACAUGUCCAAAAAUGAUUGAGAUAGAGCAGGCAGAGGCCCAGCUUGCUGAGUUAGACCUGCUAGCCAGUAUGUUCCCUGGUGAGAAUGAGCUCAUAGUGAAUGACCAGCUGGCUGUAGCAGAACUGAAAGAUUGUAUUGAAAAGAAGACAAUGGAGGGGCGAUCUUCAAAAGUCUACUUUACUAUCAACAUGAACCUGGAUGUAUCUGAGGAAGCACUGGCAAUGUUUUCUCUGGCCUGUAUUCUUCCCUUUAAAUACCCGGCAGUUCUGCCUGAAAUUACUGUCAGAUCAGUAUUACUGAGUAGAUCCCAGCAGACUCAGCUGAACACAGAUCUGACUGCAUUCCUGCAAAAACAUUGUCAUGGAGAUGUUUGUGUACUGAAUGCCACAGAGUGGGUUAGAGAGCAUGCCUCUGGCUAUGUCAGCAGAGAUACUCCAUCUUCACCCACCACAGGAAGCACAGUCCAGUCAGCUGACCUCAUCUUCACGAGACUCUGGAUCUACAGCCAUCAUAUCUAUAACAAAUGCAAAAGAAAAAAUAUUCUAGAGUGGGCAAAGGAGCUUUCCCUGUCUGGGUUUAGCAUGCCUGGAAAACCUGGUGUUGUUUGUGUGGAAGGCCCACAAAGUGCCUGUGAAGAAUUCUGGUCAAGGCUCAGAAAAUUAAACUGGAAGAGAAUUUUAAUUCGCCAUCGAGAAGACAUUCCUUUUGAUGGUACAAAUGAUGAAAUGGAAAGACAAAGGAAAUUUUCCAUUUUUGAAGAAAAAGUGUUCAGUGUUAAUGGAGCCAGGGGAAACCACAUGGACUUUGGUCAGCUCUAUCAGUUCUUAAACACCAAAGGAUGCGGGGAUGUCUUCCAGAUGUUCUUUGGUGUAGAAGGACAAUGACAGCAAGAGUAGUUGAAACUAUCUUGCCACUGUUAGCCUUUUGAUUUUUUUUCCCCACUUUUUCUUGAAAGAUUAAGUAAUUUUAUUUUAGUUCCAUUCUAGAAUGUUGGGGAGUGGGGGACAAGAAAAAAUAGUAUAGCUGAAAUGCAUCUGUUAAAAAUGUCAUGACUGAAAGCAGAACUGAGUUUCAAAUUACAACCUUAAAAUUGUUAUUAGAUAUUUCUUCACAUAUCAGCUGCCCAUUUUGAAAAAGAAAUUAUCCGCAAAGGUAAUGUUGGUGCUCCAAUUUGCCAGCCAUUCCCAACCCCCUUCUCCCUUACCUGCCUUCACUAAAGAACCCAGAAAAGCUAAUUGCUCCCCUUUCAGCCUGUGUUGCAACUAACAACUCUCAGUGGCCUCAGGACACAGCUUUGGCCUUGGGAAUUCUGGAAAAACUUUUACUUCCUGAUUAAAGAUAAAUAUGCAGCUAGGCCACCUGCUCCCCCUCUUACUGCCAUAAACACCAAAGUGAUGACUGGAGCUGAAGGAGUUAUUUGAACCAUGACAGAAGGAAGGGCCAAGAGAACCACAAAGAUGCCAGUUGCCACACUGUUGAGCUGCUGACCCAACACCAGCCAUUGCCUAUCUCUAAAUGUCUUAUGAAAUAAAACCAAUUUUGUUUAA